Messenger RNA from Emiliania huxleyi CCMP1516, 855 nucleotides. Its product is annotated as chaperone protein DnaJ. Lineage: Eukaryota; Haptophyta; Isochrysidales; Noelaerhabdaceae. Gene Ontology annotation, cellular component: nucleus; cytoplasm. Gene Ontology annotation, molecular function: protein-folding chaperone binding; protein folding chaperone. The record is from RefSeq and is a predicted model, not a curated record. The coding region runs from base 1 to 657 and encodes 218 amino acids. The transcript has 4 exons.
AUGCUCCGGCGACGCUCCUCGCUCACCCUGUCCCGGCAGCUCUCCACCUCCGCCCACGACGCCGCUCGACGACUGCUCGGCGUUGCGGCGGAUGCCUCCCCAGAGGACCUCAAGGCGGCGUACCGAGCAAAGGCGCUCGCGCAUCAUCCCGACCGCCACUUGGGUGAGGAGCGCGCACGCGCGGAGCGGCGCUUUAAAGAGGUCGGAGAGGCUUACGUGAGGCUCUCGGGCGCCACGAGGAGGCGUGCAGAGGACCUCUCCCCAGCGGAGGCCGAGGAACUGUUCAUUGAGAUCCUGCGCGCCGGCGGCGACGCGGCGUGGCAACUCCCCGAGGGCACAGGGAGCCUGGGCCAGUCGUCUCAUCCUUGCCUUGGACAGUACCAGUCGGCGCUGCUCGAGUCUGGCGGCGUCGCGAUCUGGGGAGCAGAGACGCGCGCCCUCUACCGCGCCUGCCUGCGCGCGCUGCGAGGCGCCGACGAGGGGACAGCGGCGGCCGUGCGGCAGCACGCGCGCGCCAACAUCGCGCAGCAUGCGGGCGCGGGAGGGGAUGGCGCUGUCGGGAGCGGCAGGUUGCUCGUCGGCGGGAGGCAUGACCUCGAGGAGCUCUGCCGCUGCCUCGGCUCGGCGCUCGGCGAGGAGACGAGAGGGGAGGGGUGAUCUCAGUAGAGAGCCUUAGAGCGCCGGUCCCGUCUUGGGUCUGCGGCUCCACGCACCGUAACACGUUGCUGUACUGGGACACGCGGUACGUUCGAGUGUCGUGUGCGUGUGUCUCGCCCCCCCGAGUCGGGCGAGUGCGCGCCUGGGGGGAGUUGGGAGAGCGUAGGCUCUGAGUACUGAGAGGUGAGAGAUCAGAGA